AUGGCAAUGUCUCUUUGUAGCUCUUGUGGUCUCAGAAGCAGACAUUGCCAAUGUCGCGAGCCACUUUCAACCGCCGGAAACGGAAACCCUGACGUCGGGGAGAGAGCGUUCAAGCUUACGCCAGCCUCUUUCUGCAUUUGCUACCUCGCUUACACUCUCGCAUCAGGAUGCAUUAGCAUCUUGGUUUUUAUUCCAAUGUUUUUCAUGCCCCUAGAUAUAUGUCGCUUGGAGGUCUUUGUCGACUCCUUCUCCGUUUCAAACGCAAACGCAACCGUUGAUUGGAACGUCGGGUUUGCGGCGAGGAACCGAGGUAAAGGAUGUGAACCCUCUCUCCAUACAAUCAAAUCGCGUCUCCUCCGUGGAGAGAAUCUAAUCUCCGAGUCAUCCACGCCGGAUUAUUUUGGGAAACUCGUCACUGGAAAAAUCUAUGAACCGCUUUCGUAUGCCGUUUUCAAAACGAGUGCAACGCCCGAAGGUCUUAGUGGUGUGGUUUGGGAUUUCCGGGUCGAGGUCGCAUCUAGCGUUUUGGGAGUUACAGUAGACGGUCGAUCCGAUCGUCGAGAUGGUUUCUUGUUCAUGACUUGUGGCGAUAUACCGGUGAAUUUCACGGCGGAUCCCGCUGGAAAUGUGAAGGGGUCGUUGCUCGGAAAUGUGAGGCCGUGUGAGUAUUCAUUCCGGCAAGAGUAUUGGGACACAUCCUUUUAG
Microthlaspi erraticum is the source of this 705-nucleotide messenger RNA. Lineage: Eukaryota; Viridiplantae; Streptophyta; Magnoliopsida; Brassicales; Brassicaceae. The record is from the annotation of a GenBank genome assembly.